Molecule: messenger RNA, 3282 nt
Organism: Acanthaster planci (crown-of-thorns starfish)
Lineage: Eukaryota; Metazoa; Echinodermata; Asteroidea; Valvatida; Acanthasteridae
Product: guanidinoacetate N-methyltransferase A-like
Biological process (GO): creatine biosynthetic process
Cellular component (GO): nucleus; cytoplasm
Molecular function (GO): guanidinoacetate N-methyltransferase activity
Source: RefSeq, a predicted model, not a curated record
CUGUGCGAUCGGUCGAUCAUGCAUUAUUAUGACACGAUCCUGUCACCAUGAGUCGAUAACUACUUCUUUCUCAUUUACGGCGCUUAGCAUGUUUUGAAAAGAGGAAAUUAAGUUCGAGAUUUGAUAUCAGGCCUCUACUAUUUACAUGUACAUGUAUGUACCGUACUAAUCCUCCGAUGAUGGAUGAUCCGACUGCGCCCAGUUGAACAUCAACCGUUUCAUGGGCCAUGCAUCAUCACUAGGAUUGGCAGUGUCCAGCAUCACCAUGUCAGUCAGUGACACAAGGAUAUUUGCCAACAAGGAGGACUGUGCACCCUCUUGGAAGGAUGCUGGGGCCAAUUUCGAUGAGAUGGAUGCACAUCUGGAGAUUAUGGGUAAACCGGUCAUGGAGAGAUGGGAGACGCCGUACAUGCACAAACUAGCCACCAUUGCUGCAAGCAAAGGUGGGCAUGUCUUGGAGAUUGGAUUUGGCAUGGCCAUCGCUGCAAGCAAGAUCGAAGAGCAGAAUAUCACGGAACACGUCAUUAUUGAGUGCAAUGAUGGCGUGUUCCAACGACUGGAAGAGUGGGCCGAGCAACAACCACACAAGGUAACACCACUGAAGGGAAUGUGGGAAGAAGUGGUUCCCACCCUCAAGGAUGGGCAAUUUGAUGGGAUUCUGUAUGACACGUAUCCAUUAUCAGAGGACACGUGGCACACACACCAGUUCCCCUUCUUGAAGAACCACGCCUAUCGGCUGCUAAAACCAGGUGGAGUGCUGACGUACUGCAAUCUGACAUCCUGGGGCGAAUGGAUGAAAUCAAAGUAUCAAGAUAUAGAGGUCAUGUUUAAGGAGACCCAAGUGCCCCACAUUGUUGAAGCCGGCUUCAAGGCAGAGAAUAUCACCACGGAGUUGCUUCCAAUUACCCCUGAGCCUGGAUGCAAGUACUACUCCCACAAGGUCAUGAUUGCACCCAUCAUCCUCAAGUAAGGAAUUUGACCCUCGCUUCAUUCUGGUCGGCUUGAAUGAAAGUGUCCAUUAAACUUAUGGGUGUUGUUAAUUGGUGGUGGUGGUUGUGGUUGUGGUUAGUGUCAAGGGAGAGAAGAAUUCUCCCCCGAUUUUAAUUCAGGGUUUGGGUCUGUCAUUGACUGCGUUAUGCUUGAGAUCUGUUGGAUUGUGGCUGAAUUGGAAGAGGUUGAGUUUGAUGAAAGAAUUUUCAUAUUACCACUCAGAGUUUAUGAAGAAAUAAUUCAGUAAACAAAAGCUGCCUUUAAAAAAAUCAGGUUCAGCAAAUGCUGCUUCAAAAGGGGUUUGAGCUGAUUAAGAACUUUCCAAUGUUAUGAAUUGGAAAUGUAGUGUACAUUUUUGGCUGUUUUAUUAUUAACAAUGCCUCACUGCCACAUUUGUGUGUUGAAGCAGGAUUAUAUGCACUGCUGAGACAAAAUGAUAUGAACUUUUCACACCAUGGUUGGUCUUUACAAAGCUGUACAGAUGUUGUUUGUAACCCUUGAUACGUUUUUCCUGCCAAAAAUACAUCGGGUCAAACUGAGCUUUAUUCAUUAUUGGGAUUAUGAAAACUCUUUUGUAAUGGUUACUGGGGCGCAACCAUUUGUUUUGCUGCUGUUUGUGAAUUUCACAGAGUGAGAACUCGGGGGUCGGAAAUUCUGUUUCUUGUUUGCCAUUCAACUUUGGUUGGCUACCUGCCAAUCUCUGUGGAACUCUAUGAACUGAAAUAAUCUUUCAAUGAAAUUUUAGCAUACUGUACAUGUAUGUGUAUUUGAUAGCAAAAAGGGGAGUCACAACAGCUUGUUUUGCUGUGGAUCAGGACACUGUAACACUAACAGGUUGUAUGAAUGCCAACACAUUUAGUUAAUACAAUUAAGUAUUUUCUUGCUUCAGUCGAACUUUGUUAAUAAGAACACCAUUAAUACAUUCUGCUUGUAACAAGGACAUUUUCAGACACCGAACUUUGUUCUUCAUUAUUUCAUUCCUAAUAAUACAAGGCUCCUCUUGUAACAAGGUAAUCUGCCAAGUUUUCAAGGACCUCUUAUUAUUAAACCAAAUUUGACUAUUUCCUGGCAUUCAGCUUUGUUUUACUCCAUUUCUUGAAUCCACACUGAAAACAAAUCAUUGUACUACAUGUAUGGGUUCUGAACUGCCUGUAUUUUCUUACAAAAGACUGCAGACACGUAUUUCUUGCCAAAAGAUGUCCUUUUUAAUUUUCUAUCAAGUAAAUGUUUUAUAUUUAGAAUGAAGGAUUUUAAGUGCAUAUCCUACAGAACAAAAAUGACUAAACUGCUUCUUUUGGUAAUGCAGUGAAUUUUGAAAGGAAACACUUUACAAUGACCACAUUAUCACCCCUACCCAUGAAGGUUGAUGCACCUUAAGCUUGCAGAAAGGACUUUGAUGCUUCAAACCGUAACAUUUAAUCUGUGAAACAUGCACAGUGUUCACCGAGGACUGUCAUUUUUUAGGUUGCCGCACUCAUAGAGAAUGAAUGUUUAAAUGAAACUUGUCAUGUUUAUGAAUUUCACUCACUUUUCUAGCACGGCAAUUAAGUACAAAAAGUGACUUGGAGCAUUCUAAAGGUCAUAGCAUUCCACGAAUGUAGCGUAUAAAGUGGACUAACUUAAUUCUUAAUCGCGCACCACCCAAAAGGAGAGACAACUCCAAUUUGACUAGUUAAGCCCUUGAAGUUCUUGAAGAAGUUCUUAAAGAAGUGCUGUGCUGGAAAAGUGUGUCGGCAUAUGCACCGUAUUCCAGUAAUCAUAAGACAUUUCAUAAAGCAGUUUUUUCUUGAACACAUGUAGAGAUACUUUCAGUGACAAGAAAAGGUUUAAUCUAGUGAUAGUUGGCAUCAGAAGACAAGAUAGUCAUGUGUCUUGGAAGGAGAGUUUCUGUCCACUUUUUGGGGAUUUUUAGGCAAUACUAAUUACUAGUACAUUGAACUAAACCUGCAUUAUUUAAAUUAAACGUUACAGGAAUUGUCUUAAAAUUUUCGCAGAUUUUGUAAAUUGGUUAGGAAAGAGUCUUUGGAAAAAAGGUGAAGGGCACUGACAGAAGACAGAGGAAAGGAAAUCUGUCAAGUGCUGUUGGGGAUCAGAUAUUUUCUCAAGUCUAUAAUAUCUCUGCCAGGAGAGAAAGAAAGGUGACAAAGUCAUUAUUAACCGGUUCUUCCCUCUGAAAAUGUUUUAUUUAGACAAAAUAGUGGCAUCUAUAUUGCACAUUUUGGGUAGACUCUUGGCUUCCUUUAAAAUAUUCAGGGAAUUGUUUGAAUUGAAUUAAACUAAUUGCACAUGUCA